GCCACUCUGAAUGACGUCAUACCCCUGCGCCGCGGCCAUCGCUCCGCUGCGGUGAAACGCUCGUUGACCGUUCAGCUGAAGUUUCCGGUGAAAUGUCGGUGUUUCACGACGAGGUGGAGAUCGAGGACUUUGAGUUCGACGCGGACUCGGACACGUUUUACUUCCCGUGUCCCUGCGGGGACAGGUUCGUCAUCACUAAAGAGGAGCUGGAGAGCGGGGAGGAGGAGGCCACGUGUCCUAGCUGCUCGCUCAUCGUGAGAGUCAUCUACGACAAGGACUUGUUCAUGUCGGGGGAAGUGAUCGAUGCUCCGUCGUCUUCAGAGACCAGACUGGAGUGGGUCCGGUCCUGACCCCCUCCAUCUUAUUUAUGCCGAGACACUUUGAAGUUUUCAUGAAUUCUCAGUAGAAAUUUUUAAUAAAUAAAGUUUUAUUUCCAAAA
This is a messenger RNA of Scophthalmus maximus (turbot), 439 nucleotides long. RefSeq names its product diphthamide biosynthesis 3 (gene dph3). Gene Ontology annotation, biological process: protein histidyl modification to diphthamide. The transcript has 3 exons. Gene Ontology annotation, molecular function: metal ion binding. Lineage: Eukaryota; Metazoa; Chordata; Actinopteri; Pleuronectiformes; Scophthalmidae. The coding region runs from base 93 to 350 and encodes 85 amino acids. The record is from RefSeq and is a predicted model, not a curated record.